UACUAUAUAUGCUCUCUGGGAGGCUACUGCGUUUAUAAAUUGUAAAACUACUCUUCUUCAGUCUAUUUGGAAUUUGAAAGCCGGUAUUAGCUUCAAUUACUCUUAUAAUGGGGCGCAACAAAACCAGAAAAUACAAAACCAACCAUCACACAGGCCAAAGCAGUAAUCGGGAACAGAAAUGGAAAGAAGAUUGUGACACGUCCCUUCCAGCAAAUCAAGAUGUGGCAGGUGAAGAGGAGUCUGAUGUUGCAAAAAUUCAGCUUGCUAUGUGGGACUUUGGACAGUGCGAUGUUAAGAGAUGUACGGGGCGCAAGCUUUCAAGAUUUGGUUUGUUGAAGGAGCUGCGCGUAUCCAAUGGCUUUGGCGGUGUUGUCCUCAGUCCUGUUGGAAAGCAAUGUGUUUCAAGGGAUGACAGCCUCUUAAUAAAGAAAAAAGGAUUGGCAGUUAUUGAUUGUUCAUGGGCCCGCUUGAGUGAUGUCCCUUUUGUGAAGCUCCGCUGCACUCAUCCUCGUUUGUUGCCAUGGUUGGUGGCCGCAAAUCCUGUAAAUUAUGGUCGACCCUGUGAGCUAUCUUGUGUGGAAGCAUUAUCAGCUGCAUUGACAAUAUGUGGGGAAGAGGAAACGGCUAACCUAUUGCUGAGCAAAUUUAAAUGGGGCCAUGCCUUUUUAUCUCUAAACAGGGAUCUUCUGAAGGCAUAUUCUCAAUGCACGAAUGGGUCAGACAUUAUAGCUGCGCAAAACUCAUGGCUUCAUAAUAAUUCAAGGAUCCCAAAGUCUUUGCCAGACUCCAGUGAGGAUCCUGAAAAUAUGAAGCAAAAGAUUAGAAGAUUCUCAACUUCAAAAUCUUCAUCAUUGACAUGCAGCUCCAUAUUAAGAGUGAACAUCUUGGAUGAGGACAAUCAUUGAACAUCUUGAAGUUGGGCUAUAAAUGGUCCUCAUUAUCGCUUUGGUCGGAGGAUUAGCAUGCCUGUUAGACAUUCAACUGCAGUACGCAUCAUAUUCAUAGUUGAAGGGGCUGUUUCUGUUCAUUUGAUUCUUCUCAAAUCUUGUGGAUUAGCAAGACUUUAUCCUGUAGCCCAUUCAACUCAGCAAUUGAUGAAAUUGUUUCAGCAGCAGGUCUUUUAUGGAGGGGUGUGUGUGUGAGAGAGAGAGAGAGACAGAGACAGAGACAGAGAGACAGAGAGAUUGUGCUCAUGAUAUUGCAGGAUGUCUUCAUUGUGACUCCUUGACUCCUUUCUUGUUAAUGCUACAUAUAAUUCUUGAGUGCCACCAAUAAUGGUACCUUGUCUGAAACGUUGGAGUUUUUUUUAUUGUGGAAUAUACAUUGUAGCUUUUAAAUCUGCCCAAGUCUAGGCAUCGCGUUUGAUCUAUGGACAUUUUAUGAAAUUGUUUAUGCUGAUACUGAUGUCCCGGUUUCACAUUUCUAUAUUUUCUUUUAUUUUCAUAAAUUUAGUUUCCACUGCUAGCUAAUGGUGCUUCUAA
Molecule: messenger RNA, 1481 nt
Organism: Amborella trichopoda
Lineage: Eukaryota; Viridiplantae; Streptophyta; Magnoliopsida; Amborellales; Amborellaceae
Source: RefSeq, a predicted model, not a curated record